AUGAAAGUUUUAGAGUUUUUAGUUAAUUCUAAGCACCACGAAGUUGUGAGACUAGGAAAACAUUUGUGUACAAGAAAAGGUAGCAGAAGGGGAAAUUCCGGCAACCGCCUAGAACUUCAAGUACUCACACAAAUCCAUCACGUACCCUAAACAGUUAAUUUUAUUCAGCAUCGUCUUCAUCGAAACAUUAAAAAUGGCCCAAAGUCCAUCUUGCGAUUCUGUUUCCAAGCACCAACAGCUUCAAAAUUAUGAAAAUUCAAGAAAAUCAACAUAUCAGGCAGUCCAAAAGUAUGACAAAAAGAACGAUUCGAAGAACGAUUCAAACAAAUACGGAGCUUGGGGUUCAACAUUCAAAAACAAAGAUCAUUUCGCCAGCAUGCAUCAUUGCUAGAACACAUAUUUAUUGAUUUGUAUAGAUAGAUUAGUUAUAGAGAAUUACAGCACGUUAUUUGUUUAAAUAAAUAGUUUAUGUGGUAAA
Messenger RNA from Aethina tumida (small hive beetle), 478 nucleotides. RefSeq lists its product as uncharacterized. Lineage: Eukaryota; Metazoa; Arthropoda; Insecta; Coleoptera; Nitidulidae. The coding region runs from base 1 to 150 and encodes 49 amino acids. The record is from RefSeq and is a predicted model, not a curated record. The transcript is spliced from 3 exons.